This is a messenger RNA of Plutella xylostella (diamondback moth), 2426 nucleotides long. NCBI's taxonomy places the organism in Eukaryota, Metazoa, Arthropoda, Insecta, Lepidoptera, Plutellidae. The record is from RefSeq and is a predicted model, not a curated record.
UUUCCAACUCCCAUCACUAGCAAGCUAAGAGCAAAAUAUAGGAUUGGGUGUUGGGUGUGCGAAAUUAAAAUAAAAGCCGUAUUUGCACAGAAAAUCAUUCUAAAAUAAUUAUUCACUAUGGAGGAAAACGAAAUUGGACUGAUAAGUAGUGGCAACCUUGUAGAAGUUUCUGCUAUCCUACAGAAUUUUCUGAAACAGAAUGAAAAUGUUACUGCAUUUACAAAUUUAUCUGGCAACAACAGAAGAGUUAUACUGUGGACCUCCAUUUUUCAACAUCUUCAAAACAGCUCCUCAGAGUCAAUCCAUGCUCUCUGUCUUGCAACUAUAAGAGUGCUCAGCCGAGAUAAAACAGACAUAGAAAACCUGAUGUGCGAGAAAUGGAUCACAAUACUAAUUGAGAAAGCUGGCUUGUACAACUUCAUGAGAGUGGAUGAUGAAGCCAUGAUGUCGAUGACUAUGCCACCUCAAGACAUUGUGGUGGAGGCCAUGAAGUGCCUCUGCAACAUUGCUUUCAACAGCGAAGUGGCCCGAGCUCUCUGUGCCCACACGAGUAUUGCUGAGGGCUUAGUCGGCAGACUCCGAACAUACAAAGAGAUAGCAUUCAAAGAAGAUAUAAUGCUAUUUGACAUGAAAUUACUCUUCAUUCUAACAGCACUAAGGUUUGACAUUAGAUCGAAGAUUAAGGGGGAGUUGCACGGGUUGGACUACCUGAUCAGUUGUCUCGGAGAGCUACUGCUGGAAGCCACAGUGACCUCGGAGGGGGCCGCGGCGUCCACCAGCAGUGGACUGAUAGAAGAUGACCAGCAUUGCUUGCUCAGUGACAAGCAGCAAGCGAUAGCGUGCGAGAUCCUCAAGGCGAUGUUCAACCUGGUGCUCCAGUCCUCGGGCGAGGAGGCACACGAGUCGGAGGAGGCCACAUACCUGAAGCUGAUGCCGGUGCUGACCUCCUUGCUCCACGCUCACACCAGUACGGAGGAGAAACUGAUGGAGUUGAGGAGUAAUGUGGCCAAUUUGUUGACUAGUGUGCCGCCAAGCUACUACCCGUUCCUAACGCCCGAGCUGGGCGACGGUGAGCGUGCGCAGUAUAUGUAUGAGGGCAGGAGUAUGGACGCGCUGCAGUCGCUGGUCAACUUGCUGCAGAGUAGACUGACGCUGACUACUAACACAACAAACCAGCACGAGAACCUAUCGCCAAUCUUAACCGUCAUGAUCAAGGGGUCCCGCGGGUGCCGCGCGCAACGCAAGUACCUACGGCAGGUGGUGCUACCCCCCCUGCGCGACGUGUCUCUGCCGCCGGAGAGGGGGACGGCGUUAAGGAACCAGCUGUGCAGAUUGUUGACGACACCGGUUAUGAGUGUGAGGGAUUUGGUUGCGGAGUUCCUGUUUAUAUUGUGCAAAGAGAAUGUGGGCCGCAUGGUGAAAUACACCGGGUUCGGCAACUCGGCCGGCCACCUCGCGCAAAAGGGCCUUCUCGGCGGUCCUCAGGCGUCCUCACAAUACUCCUCCAGUAGCGAGGACUCGGAUACUGAAGAGUACCGGGCGGCCGAGCCCCGUAUUGAUCCUGUAGUGGGGUGUACAAGACCCCCAGCUAGUAACCCCUUUGAGGGGAUGACUGAGGAACAGAAAGAAUACGAAGCCAUGAAGCUAGUGAACCUCUUCGACCGUCUCGUCUCGCACGGGGUGGUGCGGCCGGCGGCGGUGGGCGCGGACGGGAGGCCCCGCCCCGUGGAGCAUGUCUGCGAGCUGAGGGACCACCCGCCUUAUAGGCCGCAGUCUUAAGGUGUCUGUAGGCCGCGGUAUUAAGCUGUGUAGGCCGCAGUCUUAAGGUGUCUGUAGGCCGCGGUGUUAAGGUGUGAGGCUGUAGGCCGCAGUGUUAAGGUGUGAGGAUGGAGGCCGCAGUCUUGAGGUGUAUGUCUGUAGGCUGGAGUUUUAAGUUGUAUGUGUGUAGGCCGCAGCCUUAACUUGUACCCCUAUAGGCUGAAGUUUUAAGUUGUACUUCUGUAGGCCACAGUCUUAAGCUGUGUGUCGGUAAGCCGCUGUUUUAAGUUGUACUUCUACCGGUCGCAGUUAUGAGUUGUACCGCAGUCUUGAGUUGUAAGUAAGCGACAUACGUGGAUAUGCGGAUGCGUAAUUUAUUGUAUCAGGUAUAAGUUAAAAGCAACUGUCGAAAUCAAGUUCUUUUUAACUUUUCAUAAAAUGUAUAUGGGGUCAUACUGUAUUCUAAUUCUUAUAAGCUAAAACUGGAGUAUUAUAAAUAUGAAAUAACAUAAGAUAAAUAGUUUAAAGUAAAUAUUCCAUUUGAAAUGUCUUGUAAAGGUACUUAAUCUAUUAAUUAGAUUGUUACGUAGCAAAUGAGAUCUCGAAACAACCAUUUCAUUACUGGAGUCAUUAAACGGCAUUAAACUAAGUAAGUACCUACCUAUUAA